Messenger RNA from Juglans regia (Persian walnut), 690 nucleotides. RefSeq lists its product as uncharacterized. The coding region runs from base 1 to 690 and encodes 229 amino acids. The transcript is spliced from 2 exons. NCBI's taxonomy places the organism in Eukaryota, Viridiplantae, Streptophyta, Magnoliopsida, Fagales, Juglandaceae. The record is from RefSeq and is a predicted model, not a curated record.
AUGGAUUUUGAUAUGGAACAUGUAGAUAAUGAGUAUGACGAGGUAGAAGUUGAUGAUGAGCAAGAAUGUGCUGAAAUAGUCGAUGAACCUAAGGUCGGAAUGACAUUUUCAUCUGCAGAAGAAGUUUUGUCUUACUAUAUGAAAUAUGGUAAGCAUGAGGGAUUUGGAGUGUGUAAACGAAAUUCUAAACAAGAUGAUGAUGGUAAUGUCAGAUGGUUUAUCUUAGUAUGUGUGAGAGAAGGCACAUCAAAGAGUAAGGCUGCUAAUGUUCUGAAGCCAAGACAAACGGAGAAAAUAGGGUAUAUGGCCAGGAUUAAUGUGACGAUGAAUGAUGAAGGUGUAUAUACCCUGACUAAAGUAAACUUGGAGCACACACACAUUUGUAGUCCAGGAAAGGCAAGACAUUUCAAAUGUUUUAAGAAGGUUAAUGCUCGUGUAGCUAAAAGACUUGAAAUAAACGACGAGGCAGGAAUACGUAUGUCAAAGAAUUUCAAGUCUCUAGUUGUUGAGGCGGGGGGUUACGAUAAACUAUCAUUUGGGGAGAAUGAGUGUCGAAAUUAUAUUGACAAAGCGAGACAACUUCGUCUUGGGGUUGGAGGCGUUGAAGCUCUAUACGCCAGAAGUAGAGCUAUGUAUGAAUCAUUUGGAGAUGUGAUUACAUUUGACACAACAUACCUGACUGAUGCCUAG